Solanum dulcamara is the source of this 3624-nucleotide messenger RNA. RefSeq lists its product as uncharacterized. The coding region runs from base 1082 to 3136 and encodes 684 amino acids. The transcript is spliced from 3 exons. The record is from RefSeq and is a predicted model, not a curated record. Lineage: Eukaryota; Viridiplantae; Streptophyta; Magnoliopsida; Solanales; Solanaceae.
UAUAGAAACACAGCAUGAAAGCAUAUGAUGAUGUGAGUCAAAGAUUGCUUUUUUAGUGGACAUAUAGAGCAGCUUGGCAGCUCUUUUGUCUUUCUUCUUCCCUCAUAUGUGUGAGAGAGAGUUUUACUUGAGAGUACUCUACAUUUGUUACCCCACUACCCCUUUUCUUCUCAGUCCCUAUCCCUACAAGGCAUGCUCUUUUUUUUUUUUUUGGUCAUUAACUCAUUAUAUGGUGUAACUUUUGGUGGGUUGGUGCUAAUUGCUGUGUUAUUCUUUUACCCAUGUGCUUUUCUUGAUUCUGGGAGAAAUUUUUAAGUACCAAUUUUUAGUCAGAAACUGAAUACUCUUUAAGCAAUGUGAGGUUGGUUUUGGUAUCUUCUCUUUUACCCUUUUGGAGAAUAUCUAAAUGUGAAAUGUGCUUUCUUGGAUGAGACUUUGAGCUUAAGAGAUUAACAGUAAAUGAUUGCUUCCGCUAGGAGUUUGUUGGGUUUUUCUUUUGCUUCACUUCUCUGAAAUCAAGUGGGGUAUGGUAAUGGACUGUUUCAAGAUUUGUUUUACAAUAAAUUGUACAUUUUUCAUUAGGGGGAUUCAUAGUUAACUGGGGAUUGUGGGAUUUCUUUGUUUUGUUAUAUUUGUUUUAGUUAAUUGGACCAAAGUUUGCACCUUUGAGGUUUUUUUGUUCUAAACGAUGGAAUUUAUCAUUAGUGUCCCUUUGAAUUUGUGCAUUUGUUAGGCAUUUUAGCCUUUGCUCAGCCUUCUUGUUUUCAAUUUGAAUACAUGGGUAUGCCCUUUCUGUUUUGAUUUUUGUUGUAUAUCUUCAGUUUUGCAAACAUGGAAGCAUUUUGGUUUCUUGGUCUAGAUUCUUUCUCUUAGAUCUAGUUGUUUGCUGUAUUCCUGAACUUUUGUUAUGUUGAAGGCAUGUUUGGGUUCUUGGAGUCUAAAAAUCCAAUCUUUGGAUAUUUUCAAUUGGUUUGGUUCAUAGAAAUGUUGCCCUAUAAGAUUUUAGUCCUACAACAACAUACUCAUUGUAAUUCCACAAGUGGUGUCUGGGAAGAUUGCAGAUCAAUUGAUAUGACUAGACAUGGAGUUGGAAUUCGACAAGUAUUGUGUAGUAGAUGGAAGUCCUACAACUGUGCUUCCAUCUCCACGACACCGUCUAAAAGGUGAAAGUAGAAAAAGCAAAGGAAAUUCCAAAUGCAGCAAAGAAGUAUUGUCUGUAGAUGGUGACUUCACUGAGAUAAGCUUUCAUCGUUAUCGUAGUGUGUCCUGUAAAGAUGCUCCAUCAAGGAAAUCACAUUUGGGAGGAAAUGAUAUACUAAAGAGGGGCUCUGUCUAUCAAAGUUCUAAAGACGUUAGAGGCAUCAAGAAAACUGAUGCUGUUGAGGAAAGAAGAAAAAUUGAGUUCUCUAGGGGCAAUGCCUCUGCAUUCUCAUUUGGCAUUGUUGAUGUUUUGUGUGGUUCAGAUGAGGAUAAUUCUCUUGUAGAUAAACAGAGAUCCUCUUUCAAACUUAUUCCCGAGAGAGAUGAACCAUCAGAUAGCUCUCUAGGAAGUUCUUUAAAUUCUGAUCAUAGAGAAAACAGAAGGACUCAAAUUCCAAUAAUACAGUCAGCUCAGGAUUCAAACAUCAUGCCUCAAUCCGUUGCUGAUCGUCUAUGUGAAGUUAACAGACAAACGGAGAGGGAUCCAUCUGUGUCUUUAUCCAAAUCACUCUCUGCAAAGAUAGCACUACCACAUUCGCCUGCUCGGUCAGAAAGUGAUAGCUCCAGGACUAGCAGCCAAAAAUCCCGUUUCAGCCCUAUAAGAAAGAUGUUUGAUCCAUUUGGUAAAUCAAAGUCUCUGAAAAGUCCAUUGAGUUAUACUUUCGAACCUGGCACGGAUAUUAAGCAUGAGCUUAUUAGCGCCAGUAGAGGCAGAACAGUUCAUAAAUCUCUAUUGCAUGAUUUCUCAAGCAUAGCAGAGCCAUUGGAAUGUAAUUCAAAUGUGCAGAGUUUACCGGCUCACUUACACGGCUUGCUCAGGCUGGAUAAGAAAAGUGGAUUGCCCUUUUUUGAGUUCUCAGUAAAGUCACCUGAAGAUAGUUUUGUCGCGAAGUCAUGGAAAGUUGAGAAUACCUUGAAUUGGGUGUACACAUUUCAUUCCAUUCACGACAAAAGGAAGAGAAAUGCUACUGGUGGAUGGGGAUCAAAAUAUGGCAUUAUAGAACCGUUGUUGGUUGGGCGGAUGCAAGUUUCCUGUUAUUUAUGUACAGACAUUAAAAACGCUGGAAAUUGUGACAACUCAAUGGUGACAGAGUUUGUCUUGUAUGAUACUCCCCAUUCAAGAAAAAGAGUUUCUUUUCAAGAAAGUUGUUCUUCCCCUGAUGUCACUAUUGCACCCAAGGCCUCAGUUGAAAAGUCAUCUGGAGCUAAUUGUGAAACCUUAGAGGUUGAAAUUGCAGCCAUUGCUAUAGAGAUACCAUUUGAAAAGAGAGAGAGUUUAAAAUUCAGGAGUGGGGAUGCAAAGGCUGAUCAGCCCCUUCCAAACUUACUGGAUCUCUCUGUGGUUGAACAAAGAAUUGGACAUUCUGAUUGUGUAAGCCCCGCCAAGGUGAACGUUGUGAUCCCUUCUGGACACCAUGGUCUUCCAACAACUGAAAGUCCCGGUCCUUCCCCCUUGUUGGAUAGAUGGAGAAUGGGUGGAGGUUGUGACUGUGGCGGCUGGGACAUGGCAUGCCCGCUUCACAUAUUUGGCAAUCCAAAUAUUCGUAUUGAUGAGAACCGUACUCUGGUCGAGCGGCAGCAGCCACUGGAACUCUUCAUCCAGGGAAGAAAAAAUAAAGCUCCAGCAUUGACCAUGACGCUUAAGGAGGACGGACAGUAUUCAGUUGAUUUCCAUGCUCAGUUAUCUGCAUUACAAGCAUUCUCUAUUUGUGUCUCAAUUUUGCAUUCUAUGGAAACCUCGAUUGCCGUGGGACAAGAGAACAAUGUAGAAUCUUUGCAAUCCAACAUGUUGAGGGUGUUUGUUCCGGAUGAAAACAUUAAAGGUUUGAUUAAUGCAGUUAGAGAGGAAAAGAAACAGAAUGUACACAAGAAAGUGGUGCAAAUAGUCCCAUCUUUUGUGCUCAAUCCACCAUUCUCUCCAAUUGGUAGAGUAUAGUCUUGAAUGACUCACUCAACAGGCGUAUAUCAAGUUCCAUACAAAACCUUGUUGCUUUGUGAACUCGAGAUCAUCCGGAUGCAACUUUUUUGUGCAUGAGAGGAACCAAGAUGAUGAAUGGUGCACACAAGGCAGUAUCCGCGAGCUUGUCAAAAUCUGAUUUUCAGCUUGAUGAUCCAUGUAUUUUUUUCUUCUGGAAUAGGGUCAAAAUGUUAGAGAUGCCACCAUACUGUUUAUAUUGUUAGUUGAUAGGGAGGGCAUAGGAAAUCUCAAUUCAAUUUUUUCAACUAUAGAAAAUUUCAGAUAUAAGCAUUAGCCUACUUGUAAUUUAUUUAUAAUGGCCACAAGUUGCUGAAGGAAAGAAAGUCAUAAGGGAAAUUUUGAACACUCUUUGUAGUAUGAGUUAGUAUAAUACUUUUGUUUGAGUUUUUUUUUAUGCAAGUAUACUAUUUGUGGGAAAUAAAUAGCUCUUGGGCCAUUUAAUGCAA